GGGGGUGGGGCAGCUCCUCUGCGGAGAGCGCAGCCUCGGGCCCUUCUCUGAGGAGCUCCAGAGCUCGGAGCCGCCCCUGCCUGCCGCUCUCCCGCCUUGGUGUGGGACGUGGGAGGACUCUGCCACAAGAGACACAUUGAGGAGGAGAGAAGUAUGGCCUCUAGACUUCCGACGACCUGGUCCUGUGAACCUGUGACUUUUGAAGAUGUAACACUGGGUUUUACCAGGGAAGAGUGGGGACUGCUGCACCUCAAACAGAAGUCCCUGUACAGGGAAGUGAUGCUGGAGAACUACAGGAACCUGGUCUCAGUGGAACAUCAGCUUUCCAAGCCAGAUGUGGUAUCUCAGUUAGAGGAGGCAGAAGAAUUCUGGCUGGUGGAGAGAGGAAUUCCUCAAGACACCUUUCCAGAAUAUCCUGGGCUUCAGCUCAACCCUCAGGUGGAUUCUCUUCCUGCUGAGAAUCCCCUGAUGAAUAUUGAGGUUGUUGAGGUCCUUACACUGAACCAGGAGGUGGCUGGUCCCCGGAAUGCCCAGAUAUGGGCUCUCUACGCUGAAGAUGGGGUCCUGAGUCCCGACAUCCUCAGGGAGCCAGGACAACUGGGCAAGCAUCCAGCUGACCCUGAGGCUGCUCGCCAGAGGUUCCGAGAGUUCCGUUAUGAGGACGUGGCGGGUCCCCAAGAGGCCCUGGCCCAGCUUCGUGAGCUGUGUCACCAGUGGCUGGAGCCCGAGGUACGCUCCAAGGAGCAGAUGCUGGAGCUGCUGGUGCUGGAGCAGUUCCUGGGCGCAUUGCCUGGGAAGCUCCGUACAUGGGUGGAAUCGCAGCACCCAAAGGACUGCCAAGAGGUGGUGGCUCUAAUGGAGGAUGUGACUUGGCUGUCUGAAGAGAAAGCAUUGCCCGCCCAGGACCCCGCCUGCUGUCGCGAGGUCCCCGCCCAACAGGAGGAUAUGGCCGUCCAGCCAGAGAUGGUACUGCCUGAGGAGCCAGUGACCUUCCAAGAUGUGGCUGUGGACUUCACCCAGGAGGAGUGGGGGCUGCUGGGCCCAAAACAGAGGACUGAGUACCGCGAUGUGAUGCUGGAGACCUUCGGGCACCUGAUCUCUGUGGGGUGGGAGACUACUCUGGAAAGUAAGCAGUUAAUUCCAAAUUCUGACAUUCCUGAGGAAGAACCAGCCCACAGCCUGAAAGUACAAGAAUCAUCCAGGGAUUGUGCUGCAUCCUGUACCUUGGGAGAUGUCUUGCAGGGUGGGGACUUGGAAGUCCCAGACAAAGUGUUGAAACAAGCGGGUUCCACUCUGGACAAUGUCCUCCCUCAGGAGCCUUGUGAAAAUCCUGAGUCCCAGGCAGACGCUGGUCUUGACACAAGCCAGGUUUCACUCCAGAAAAUUCCUCCUAAAAAACGUUUGCGCAAACGUGGCUCGCAGGUUAAAAACAUGAGACAUAAUUCGCAUGUAAAACUUCAUCAGAAUCGCUGCGAAAGGCAAAAGGCCAGAGAAAGCAGUGGUUGUAGGAAAAUCUUCAGCCGGAGUGUUAAGCAGAUUACAUUUAUAAGAAUUCACAAGGGGAGCCAAGUUUGCAGGUGUAGUGAAUGCGGUAAAAUGUUCCGGAACCCAAGAUACUUUUCUGUGCAUAAAAAAAUCCACACAGGAGAGAGGCCCUAUGUGUGUCAGGACUGUGGGAAAGGGUUUGUUCAAAGCUCCUCCCUUACACAGCAUCAGAGAGUACAUUCUGGAGAGAGACCGUUUGAAUGUCAAGAGUGUGGGAGGACCUUCAAUGAUCGCUCAGCCAUCUCCCAGCACCUGAGGACUCACACUGGCGCCAAGCCCUACCAGUGUCAGGACUGUGGGAAAGCCUUCCGUCAGAGCUCCCACCUCAUCAGGCACCAGAGGACUCACACUGGUGAGCGCCCGUAUGUGUGCCACAAAUGUGGAAAGGCGUUCACCCAGAGCUCACACCUGAUUGGCCACCAGAAAACCCACAGCAGGACAAAGUGGAAGAAGAAACAGCCUACUUUAUAGCCCUCAAGCCAGUUGAAGAGACAGUGCCUUUUCAACUUGAUCCUGCAAUAUAUUGAUAACAUGCCUGGGCCGGUUGGGAAUUGGGACUGAAUGUGAAAGAGAAGCAUUGAGUGGGGACGUUCCCAAGACCAAAGAACAACCAGGGAAAGCACUCGGCAUAUAAUGAGUAAAUAAGGAAAUGAAUGGGGACUUAUUAGUAUAUUGGUUGAGGAGGAAAAAAAGAUUUAAUUUUUUAGUCA
Molecule: messenger RNA, 2255 nt
Organism: Microcebus murinus (gray mouse lemur)
Lineage: Eukaryota; Metazoa; Chordata; Mammalia; Primates; Cheirogaleidae
Source: RefSeq, a predicted model, not a curated record